Messenger RNA from Fusarium keratoplasticum, 1209 nucleotides. Its product is annotated as Trichodiene synthase. Bases 1 to 1209 code for a protein of 402 amino acids. The record is from RefSeq and is a predicted model, not a curated record. Gene Ontology annotation, biological process: sesquiterpenoid biosynthetic process. Lineage: Eukaryota; Fungi; Ascomycota; Sordariomycetes; Hypocreales; Nectriaceae. The transcript has a single exon. Gene Ontology annotation, molecular function: trichodiene synthase activity.
AUGGAUGACUCGACCUUCCUCGUAUUCGUCAGUGCCCUGAACAGGUACUUCGAUACCAUUCAGUACAACGACGACAUCUAUGAUCAUGAGACGCGUGUGGCAACCCUUCGCCAUGUCUACGCAGAGACUGCCAAGUACUUUGAUCAGCCUGAGCAGAAGGCAGCGAUCGAAGCCCAGCCUGCAAGAUUCAAGGCCAUCAUGCGCACCAGCUCUCAGGUCGUGGUGUACUGCUGGCCCAAGUGCUCGCUGAACGUCAUGGUUGCUGUCAGUGUCUACUUUGUUCAUAUUGUCCUCCUCGACGACAGCACCAACAACCCAAGCCCCUUGAUGUUGACAUUUGGCAAUGAUCUCAUCAAGGGCGAGCCGCAGAAGCACCCAUUUUGGUCGCUGAUGAACGCUCACCUGAGCAAUUUUCUCAGCUACUAUGGGGGAUUUUGCUCCCUCGCCAUCCUCAGGAGCACCUUUGAUUACUUUCAGGGGUGCUGGGUGGAGCAGCACAACUUUCACGGCUAUCCUGGUUCUGAGUACUUCCCGGGCUUCUUGCGUCGCUUGAAUGGGCUUGGGGGCAUCUGUGGUGGAAGCCUGUUCCCUCGCGACGACUUUGAUGAGGAUGCUUUAUUCCCCCAGAUUGCAACUGCUAUCGCCGAACUGGAGAUUCCUGUCGCCUUCAUCAAUGACCUGAUGUCUUUCUACAAGGAAUACGGCAACCCAAGAGAUGAGGUGAACCUGGUCUCGAACUGGUGCACCACUGAGGGGCUCUCCAUCUCCGAAUCCUUCGAAAGACUCACCAAUGAAACCUGUCGCGGCUCCAAGCGCGUAAUGGACGUGUUGAACGGUCUCAAUGAUAAGGAUCCCAAGAUUUCCAAGACUAUUCAUGCCUUCAUCCAUGGCUACGUCACCUGGCACUUCUGCGAUGAAAGAUUCCGUUUCAAGGAAGCGUAUGAGCGAUGCGGUGACAGCCCCGAGGAGCUCAAGUUCCGCAAGUACUACGAGAAAGCCAUGGCUAUUGGAACCAUUGACUUCAAGGAAUGGGCUGUCUGGCCCCCUGUCAACGGUGCCGAGAAGAUGGCGGAGAUGAAUGGAAUCCCCAAUGAAGUCACUAAUGGUAUUCAUGAUGGGGAGACGGAAGGUUUGAAGAACGGUAUUUCGCACGGGCUAGGCAAUGGAGAACUUCUGAACCUGUAUGCCACGCCCAUGGUGGCUAAGUAA